Agrilus planipennis (emerald ash borer) is the source of this 4899-nucleotide messenger RNA. Its product is annotated as pericentriolar material 1 protein. The coding region runs from base 134 to 4762 and encodes 1542 amino acids. Gene Ontology annotation, cellular component: centrosome; ciliary basal body; centriolar satellite. Gene Ontology annotation, biological process: intraciliary transport involved in cilium assembly; centrosome cycle; protein localization to centrosome. NCBI's taxonomy places the organism in Eukaryota, Metazoa, Arthropoda, Insecta, Coleoptera, Buprestidae. The transcript is spliced from 17 exons. The record is from RefSeq and is a predicted model, not a curated record.
AUGUUUUUAUUUUAGCCAUUCAAAUAAGUUCAAAUAAAUCGUAAAACAACAAAUAAAAAAUGUGUAAUGAGCUUUAUAAUAUCUUUUAAUAUAAGAAUACAUACCAAAAAGCUAUCGUUUUUGUUAAUCUAAAAUGUCAGAAGAUCGGAAAAAGAUAUUACUAAAGAAAGGAACGGGCACAGUCCCCAAAAUAAAAUAUGGCAAUAAUAGGAUAAACCAAUACACACAUCAUCAACGUCCUGUCGUGCCGAAUAACUUGAGUUCAGAUUGGUUGCGGCAGGAUUUUUCUGGACUGAGUCCUAACUGCACUCAUAACAUACAUUCCUUUAACUCAUAUUCAAUGGAAUCAUCUCUGGCUGAUGAUCAUAAUUAUUCUUUACCACAACAUAAUAGUGACCUACAUCAGCUAACUAUGACCAGUAAUGGUGCACUAUUACCUCCAAAUAUAAGUGAACCUAAUUCAAGGAGAGAUUCUGUCGCAACUAUUCCUAAAUGUCAGAAUGUCUCCAAAUUUCCAGAAAAACAGAAAAUUGAGGACAAACUAAAUCAGAUUAGGGAGUACUUGCGAGUUACUACUUCAUUAAUGUCUACACUAAAAAAUAGUGAAGAUCCCCAGGCUGUAGAGAAAGAAAAGGAACAUUUUGAUAAAAUGGUAAAAGAUCUGAAAGACAGCGAAGCAAAAUUAAUAGCUCUUUUAAACAUUUAUGAAACUGCUAAAGAAAAUCAUGAAAAAAAUGAACAAGAGGUAAUAGAAAAUGGGACAGACAACUUUUCAGAGCCGAGUACUUCUGGUUAUCAAAGUAACAUAUCUCAAAGAAAUGAAAUUGAGGAUAAAGUUGAACAGUCUAAUCAAAAAAUAUUGAUGCUACAAGAGCAACAAAAUGCUCUGAUAAAUUUAAAAAAGAAGGCUGAGAACCAGUUGUUGGAUGCUAAACAAAAGCAAGUUAAAUUGUUAAAAGUUCAACAGAAACAGAAUGAAGAAAAUCGGCUAAGGAAUGAUAAAAUAAUACAAGAAAGACUGUUUCUUGAGCAAGCUCAGGUCAAUUCUAAAAUACCAAAAAUAUCAGAAAAUAAUUUUGAUGCGACUAUUAGAGAAUUGGAAGAUACAUUAAAUGGUCUUAAAACUUACCACAACAAUGCAGACGUGGACACAUUGCAAGAAAGAUUAGAAAGUAGUAAUCAACUUAUUCAUAUGUUGGGCACCCGUGAUGCUCAGCUUAACUCUGAACAUUUGGAACUCCAAGAGAAGUUGAAUGAAUUACAAACGAAAAAGCAACAAAUUGAUCAACUGGCUAGUGAAUUGCAGAAUCUCAAUGAGGAUAAUGAAGACGAAGACAUUGGCCAGCAAGUUCGAAAAAUAGUUACAAUGAAACAACAGCUUACUAAACUCAAAGAUAUGCUUGAAAUUGUAAAAAAUGCGGAAUUGAGACUUGUCGAGGCUCAAAAUUGUAACGAUACUGAUUCCGAAUGUCCAGAGAACUUUACUUAUGUUGAAAAGAACGAUAAUAUUCGUCAAAAUAUUCAUACUAAUCAGCCGAAUAUAAUGUGCGAUAACACAAUUCGAAUUGAUAAUAAUGCUCGGACUGGAGAACAGUAUCCCAUUGAAAAAGAAAGUAACAAAAUCAGUAGUAACAUACGAGAACGAGAAAAAAUGCUUGCCGAAUUGAAAGCAAAGAAGAGGGAAUUAGAAGAGAUUAUUUUCAAACAAAAAGAUCGCACAUUAAUUAAUAAUGAUAUAUGCAGUGAGUCUUCUAUAAACAAAUCAGAAAUGAGUGGCUUUGAGGGUGCUCCUUCUGGGUACUCGUUACCACCAUCUGUUAAUCGGCAGAACAGAAGAUCGUCGUUUUAUUCUAGUAGUGACGAAUUUCCCGAAGAUGUGAAUGAAUACUCUGAAAUUAAGACCGAGCCUCGUACUCAUAGUCGUCUUUCGAAACAGAGAGAGGAAGAAAUCGGUUUGUCGAUAAAUCCAGUUGUUGAUUAUUCUGCUCGUUUUCAACCAGCUGCUUCGCGAAGUUCUGAAUGUAGAUCUAAUGCCACAACUUCAGUUGCUGCAUCAUUCAACAGGCAUCAAGAUCGUUCAACAAGUAUAAACGACUCUCAGAGCAAAAACGAAAUUCAGAAACAACUAGAAACUAUUCAAGGAAUGUGCCAGUCUUUAAUUGAACAACAGCACAAUAACACAACGGGAAGCAAUCGAAACAAUCAUACCCCUUCGCCACUUUAUGCCGAACCUAGACGAUAUACGUCCCCAGGCACCCGUGAGAGUAGUGUAUUGAAUGUAGUGAACCCAGUCACAGAAAUUCCCGGAUUUCCUGCUGGUAUGAAUGGUCACUGUUAUGGCCUUAAUAACGACGUCUCCAACAACAACCAAAAUCUGUUGGCUGCAAACACUUUGCAACUUCAAGCGUUUUUAUUAAACACGCUUAAUCAAUGCUGUCAAAUGCUAUGGUUCCAGCAGAGAGAGAUUGCUUCACUCAGACACACAAUAACAUUGAUGCAAGAUCGCAUGAUACCGGGGGGUGCUGCGUUAGAUCAAACUUUCCGCGGGCUCUCCGAUUCGUCAACUGGUUUGCCACCAUUUAUUAAUUCGGCUCCGCCUUCUACCUCAAUUUUCCGUUCACCACUCCACAAUCCCCCUAAUCCGAAAGUCAACCAUCAACCUCAACCAGUGGCUGCAGCAUGUUCGAUGCCUAACCUUAACCAGUCUUACAUAUCACCUCAAACGCAGGUGCAUACGCAUCAACCACAAAACAACGAAUUGCCAUAUGAAAAUCGUAACAGUGUGCGUAUGCUUGAAACCACCAACUUCAAUAACAUGCAGAACAAUCAAAUUGAGCAGUCUAUUACUAAUAAUCAUCCUAGUAACAUAUCCGGCUUGCACAAUAUUAACACCGCGAUCAAUCAUCACCAACAGCAGCCUUUACCCGGACAAGUGUGGAACGGACAAGCGCUUAAUAAUCAGGUAGCCCCCGGCAAUCGGGCCAACAACUACUGGGAUAAUUUCCGUAGUUACUCUCGCCAGAAUCUUUUGUCAACCUCAAAGAGUAAUGAGGGCGUUCAAAAUGUUUCGGGAAUGCCAGAAAGAUCGAACAGGACACAUCAAGAACGAUCACAUUCCCAAUGCACUAACUACACGCUUCCAAAAUCUAACGCUGCUCAAAACGAGUCCUCCAACCUAAUUGCUGAAAAUCAUAUCCGCCAAGUCCAUUCCAAUAAACCCUCAUCUAAUUCUGUCACUUCAAACCCUGGAAAAUCACCUUCGCUAAUUCCACCGGAUGUUCUGAACGUUACUCAUGUAGCCGAUGAGGAAACAGCAAACUGCACGUGUUCGUCUUCAUCUUCGAAUCCAAACUUUUCAAAUAGCAGCAACGGAAGCCGAAAGUUCAAAUUUCGUUUACCUUCGGAUUCAAAUGAACCCCCCGAAGAAGAUCGAAAGUUCAAUUAUUAUUUGCUACAAGAACAAAACCAGGCCGCAACAAUUAGAAAACCCAACUUUCGUGUAUAUCGUCAAGAUGAGGAUAUCAGAAGCAAGCGAUCAUUUGAACGCCGGGUGUCUGCCGUCUCUAACACUUCAGACGAGUCCGUCAAAGAAUUGCCAUCUCAUAGAAACAGGAACGAGUGGAACGAAGGCGAGGACAGCAGCAACAGUUCUCCGAAAUCGAAACUUUUCGAACAGUUGCGAGAUAGUGUUUACAAGGAAGUAGCGAAUCUAAUAUCCGCCAACGAAACGAGACCACACUUUCUUAUACAGCUUUUUAGAGAUUUGCAGCUAGUGAAUUCAGAUCCGCUUCGUCAUAGGACAUUACAUUCUAUCCAGACAAUGAUUACCAACCCAAUGGGUUAUUCAGACACAAUUAAGGCAGUUAGUUCUCAGACUUCAGUUAAUCAAGUUGCAACACAAGAAAGAAAUACUCAAGUAAAACAGGAAUUUUUUUGUUUGGAUAAUGGUACUGGUUGGCCCCAAUCUCCCGCAUCAUCUUCCCAAACAAGCUCUAACAUGGACAUUGAAACAGCCAACGAUCCAGAUGUAAACAAUGUAAAUAACAUAAUCAGAAUUGUAGCCCCCUUUCUAAAAAGACACCAUGAAGAUAUUUUCCAAGAAGAACUUCUAGAAAUGCUAAAAGCGCUCUUGAUAAAGGCUAUGCCUUUUGGUGAAAUAUUCGCUAAUACAAAUAUCCAGGAAAGCACUUUCCAUAAACAUUUCGCAGCCAUUAUAACAGAGGCAUUGUAUAAAUUCCAAGGAAAAAGGGUGCAAGAAAUCCGGAAAGAGCUUAUUCGAACCAUAACAGAAGUCUUGCUGGGAGAAUUUUCCUUUAUUCAUUUAGUGCAGGAAAAUAUUCCAGAAACUCGAGAAUCUACCAUGAUUCAGCCAAAUUCAGUACAGCUAGCCACCAGUACCGAUGAAAAUGUCCUUUUAAUUAAACUUGAUACUGCGGGUGACCAAAGUAAUAAUGGAAUUAUCGGCGAUGAAGCGAUAACGCCGCAAAUACAAAACGGUGAUCUUGCUGAGGCCGAUCAGAGUCAUAUCGGGAUUGAAGAAGAGGGAGCAGUCGGCGGAAUUGGGUUCGUGGAAGAUGUGGGUAACGAAGAAAUAGUAGUGCAAGAUGAUUCAGUUACAGUAAAAUUAGAAUAUCCGGUUAGUACGGAGGUUGAAGCAGAUCUAGAGGAACAGGGUCUGGAUCAAGUUCCUACCCGAUUAACGACUAGCUCACGUCCCCAUUCUGGAACCCCGAGUCGUGGAAAGAAGAAACGGAAAAGGUAAAGACUUAAUCGAAAUAAAAUGAAAAGGAUUUGUUCAUCUCUGUAUUAUUUUUAAGUUCUUUGAAUAGUUUCCUAGAUGUGUAUGUUUGAGCGUUUGUUGAAAUGACAAUUUUGAAAUAAAUAAUGUUUCUGGAUUUA